AUGUCUGAAACUUUCCUUUUCACCUCCGAGUCUGUUGGCGAGGGCCACCCUGAUAAGAUCUGUGACCAAGUCAGUGACGCUAUCUUGGAUGCUUGUUUGGCUGUCGACCCAUUGUCCAAGGUUGCUUGUGAGACCGCUGCUAAGACCGGUUUGAUCAUGGUUUUCGGUGAGAUCACCACCAAGGCUCAAUUGGACUACCAAAAGAUCAUCAGAGACACCAUCAAGCACAUUGGUUACGACCACUCCGAGAAGGGUUUCGACUACAAGACCUGUAACGUCCUUGUCGCCAUUGAGCAACAAUCCCCAGAUAUCGCUCAAGGUUUGCACUACGAGAAGGCUUUGGAGGACUUGGGUGCUGGUGACCAGGGUAUCAUGUUCGGUUACGCCACCGACGAGACCGAGGAGAAGUUGCCUUUGACCAUCUUGUUGUCCCACAAGUUGAACAAGGCUUUGGCUGAUGCCAGAAGAUCCGGUGAGUUGGGUUGGUUGCGUCCUGACACCAAGACCCAGGUUACCGUUGAGUACCUCAAGGAUGGUGGUGCUGUUAAGCCAUUGAGAGUUGACACUGUUGUCAUCUCCACCCAGCACGCUGAGGAGAUCUCCACCGAGGACUUGAGAAAGGAGAUCUUGGAGAAGGUCAUCAAGAGAACCAUCCCAGCUAACUUGUUGGAUGACAAGACCAUUUACCACAUUCAACCAUCUGGCAGAUUCGUCAUUGGUGGUCCACAAGGUGACGCCGGUUUGACCGGUAGAAAGAUCAUUGUCGACACCUACGGUGGUUGGGGUGCUCACGGUGGUGGUGCUUUCUCUGGUAAGGACUUCUCCAAGGUCGACAGAUCUGCUGCUUACGCUGCCCGUUGGGUCGCUAAGUCCCUUGUCCACGCCGGUUUGGCCAGAAGAGCUCUUGUUCAAUUCUCUUACGCCAUCGGUGUUGCUGAGCCAUUGUCCAUCCACGUUGAGACCUACGGUACUUCCGAGCUCAACUCCGAGCAAUUGGUUGAGGUCAUCAGAAACAACUUCGACUUGAGACCAGGUGUCAUUGUCAAGGAGUUGGAUUUGGCCAGACCAAUCUAUUUCAAGACCGCUUCCUACGGUCACUUCACUAACCAAGAGAACCCUUGGGAACAACCAAAAGAAUUGAAGUUGUAA
Molecule: messenger RNA, 1149 nt
Organism: Australozyma saopauloensis
Lineage: Eukaryota; Fungi; Ascomycota; Pichiomycetes; Serinales; Metschnikowiaceae
Gene: SAM2
Product: methionine adenosyltransferase
Exons: 1
Coding region: 1-1149 (382 amino acids)
Biological process (GO): S-adenosylmethionine biosynthetic process
Cellular component (GO): cytosol
Molecular function (GO): ATP binding; methionine adenosyltransferase activity
Source: RefSeq, a predicted model, not a curated record